Messenger RNA from Talaromyces amestolkiae, 513 nucleotides. RefSeq lists its product as uncharacterized. Gene Ontology annotation, biological process: attachment of spindle microtubules to kinetochore. The transcript is spliced from 2 exons. Lineage: Eukaryota; Fungi; Ascomycota; Eurotiomycetes; Eurotiales; Trichocomaceae. The record is from RefSeq and is a predicted model, not a curated record. Bases 1 to 513 code for a protein of 170 amino acids. Gene Ontology annotation, cellular component: spindle microtubule; DASH complex.
AUGGCAGACUCUCUAUCUUCAUCAGUCGCAUCUCUGCGCACUUCCCUCCAGCUCCUCGAAAGCUCAAUCGAUAUCCUCGACUCCGGCGUCAACGAUUUUCCACGCUUAUCAAAAGUUCUACAAACCACCCGACAUUUCGAACUCCUUCCCGAACCAACCCUGCAAGAAGCGCAACAAUCCCUCCUCGACGAAAUAACGCCUAGCAUCGCACACCUCCUCAGCAUAACGACAAACCACGUCGAGCGCCUUGCGCGCCGCGAGGAUUCGCUACGCGCAAAAUGUCAGCUUCAGGAAGGCAGAUUAUCGGAUAAGCGACAGCUUCCUUCUGCCAACACCACCACCACACAGAAGACUUUAGGAGCGGCGACUCGAGGCUCAGACGCCGGCGCAAAAGCGGCGCAGUUGAGGAGAUUGGUGCAGAAGAAGGAGAGGCUCAAGUAUGCGGUUGACAGACUUGAGUUGCAGAGUAAACAGAAGGAGAGGGAGUUGAGGAAGAGUAUGGCUGCGCAGUGA